Epithele typhae is the source of this 681-nucleotide messenger RNA. RefSeq lists its product as uncharacterized. The transcript is spliced from 4 exons. The record is from RefSeq and is a predicted model, not a curated record. The coding region runs from base 1 to 681 and encodes 226 amino acids. NCBI's taxonomy places the organism in Eukaryota, Fungi, Basidiomycota, Agaricomycetes, Polyporales, Epitheliaceae.
AUGACCGCGACUUAUCCCACCGAGCAAGAGGCCGUGUUGGUCGCGGCCGCUGAGCAGCUCAUGGUCUCCACGAUGGCGAGGUACGAUCCUUCGCACGACGCGUACCACGUCCGACGCGUUCGUAAGACGGCACUUUACCUUGCGCGUGCCGUGUCCCCAUCGCUGCCCCAAGACAAACAGCCCGACAUGCUCGUCGUCGAACUCGCCGCGCUCCUCCACGACGUGCUCGACAAGAAGUACGUCUCCGCCGAACAAGCCGCGGACCCGUACGGGUAUUUCCGUCCCUACUUUGAGCAGUGGGCGGCGGAGAGUGGGCUGGCUCUUGUCGCGGACGGGCGCGCGGAGCUCGUCGCGCGUGUGGUCGACAAUGUGUCCUGGACGACGGAGAAGAAGCGGCUCGCGGCAGGUGGGAUCGGGGACUGGCAUCGCGAGUGCGUGGAGCUCCAUUGCGUGCAAGACGCAGACAGGCUCGACGCCAUUGGCGCGUUUGGUGACGUGCUGCAUGCUCCACAAGACGAUCCUGUACAUGAUCAGACGGCCGUCGCACAUUUCUAUGACAAGCUUCUGCACAUUCGUGAGAAGUUGAAGACAGAGCCUGGCAAGAAAAUGGCGGAGAAGAGACAUCAGCUGAUGCUUGACUUCCUGCAAGGCAUUGACGAGGAGUACGAAUCGCGUGUGUAA